This is a messenger RNA of Equus quagga, 1484 nucleotides long. It is a transcript of the gene C12H20orf96, whose product is annotated as chromosome 12 C20orf96 homolog. The transcript is spliced from 11 exons. The record is from RefSeq and is a predicted model, not a curated record. Bases 131 to 1216 code for a protein of 361 amino acids. NCBI's taxonomy places the organism in Eukaryota, Metazoa, Chordata, Mammalia, Perissodactyla, Equidae.
CUGGGAAGUUUGAGUGGCUAAGGUUACCGCGCGAUCCACGCUGAGACAAGGAAGCUGGAGAAGCCGAAUAAAUAGGCCUCCCAAGGGAUCCGGGCCCCAGGGACUCACAACUCUUCUUCCAUUUUCCCCAAUGGCGCGGGUCUUUGCGAAACCCGACCACUCUGGGAUUCCCUCCACGAUGCAGAAGUUCCAGAUUCUGGAUUAUGAUCCAUGGCAGAGGUCCAAGCAGAGGACCAAGUCAUCUACUCUGCCUCCAGUCGUACAAACCAGCGGCCAGAAGAAGAGCAAAAUGAAGACUUUGACUAGCGUCCAGCCAGGGCUGUAUUCCAAGCCCACCAUGUUGAUGACGAGCCAGCCGAGGAAUCCACAAGACCUGCGCAGAGGGAAGCUGGACUCGGGGAAGACACAGGCCAGCAUCCGGCUGAUGAAGAUGAUGCUCAGGAACCGGCGCACUUCGCUCCAGGAGCUCCGCAGCCACGAGAACUUCCUCACCAGGCUCAAUGGGGAGCUGGGCAGAAACAUCCAGGACAUGGAGGACAGCGCGGCCCAGAAAGUGCGCGCGAUGCUGCAGCAGCAGGACAUCUUCGCGACCGUCAUGGACAUCUUGGAGUACUCCAACAAGAAGAAGCUGCAGCAGAUGAAGUGUGAACUUCAGGAGUGGCAGGAGAAGGAGGAAGCCAAGAUGAGGCACCUGGAGCGGCAGGUGGAGCAGCUGAAUGCCAGGAUCCGUAAGACCAAGGAGGAAGUGAGCUUCCUGAGCACUUACAUGGACCAUGAGUAUCCUGUCAGGUCUGUCCAGAUUGCCAGCCUGGCGCGCCAGCUGCAGCAGGUGAAGGACAGCCAGCAGGAUGAGUUGGAUGACCUUAAUGAGAUGCGUAGAAAGGUCCUGGAGUCUUUGUCCAACAAGAUUCAGAAGAAGAAAAGAAAACUUCUGAGAUCUCUGGUGGUGAAAACCCAGUCUCCCUAUGAGGAGGCACUCCUGCAGAAGACUCGGGACAGCCAGGACAUCCUGAAAUGCACGGGCCGGUUCAGAGAAUUUAUCAAGCACUUUGAGGAGGAAAUACCCAUAUUAAGGGCUGAGGUGCAGCAGCUCCAAGUCCAGCUCCAGGAACCCCGAGACAUCAUAUUUGCGGACGUUCUGCUUCGGAGACCCAAGUGCACCCCAGACAUGGACGUCAUCCUCAACAUCCCUGUGGAAGAGCUGCUACCCUUCUAGACGGUGGGGUCUUGGGCUGCCCCUCCUUCCCUGCUCUCCCCCCCACACCUGGAGCCUUGAGUCGUCUCCUUCCGAGACCACGUCCCCAUUCCAACCCUGGUCUGCAGUUCCUUCCUCCCUCCCUCCUUCCUUCUCCCCUCCUCCUUCCUCCUCCCCUCCCUACCUCCCUUCCUCCAUCCCUUCUUCUGGUUGGUGUUGCUACUUGGGCCAGGUGGGAACUCCCAGAGGAAAGUCUGUGUGUUCCAUUUUACCAAUAAAGCUGGAUUUG